UCUGUUUACGUAUCAAAAUAUGGUUUGUUUAAGUAUUCAUUCUUCGAGCGCAUUUGGUAUUGGACGGUGUGAAUGUGUAGUAAUUGAAAAUAAGCAUAACUGUGUAUUGAUUGACGAAUAUUACGUAUAGUAGAUUUUUGAUUUUUACAUGCGACACAUCAGAAGCGAUCUACAUGUACGUACUAUUCCCGGAUUACCUAUUCUAGUAAUACUACCAUGUAUUAAUUGGAAUUCAUGCAUCUAAAACUGAUUCUCAUCGUAACUACAAUCCUUAAUAUUUGUAUACAAACGUUGUUUACCAGUCUGGAAAAGUUAAGAUUUCAACUAUGCCGAAUUUAAAUGGAGAAACUUUUGUCAAACGACAACCCCCAAGUGAUCUUUCCAUGGAUGAAGAGUUAUUCUUCUUACCUACCACCUUAGAAGUUUUCCGUGACUACGAUGACUAUUUUGAACGUACUAUUCUGGUAAAUAGUAUGAUAUGGACAUGUUCAGUGUGUAAUCGUGGGCCUUCAACUUAUAAAGAGGCAGUAGCCUGUGAACGUGCUGACUAUCGACAAUUAAGUGCUUUUGAUAAUGCUCUAGCUUCUGGACUAUUGUGUAUAAUUGCAGGAGCACGAAGACAUAGACUGCCAGAACUUGUUGAAUUAUUAUGCGGAUUUGCAGGCAGUCGAUAUUUUGUCGGUGAAGAAAUUGAAUUUCACGUUGCAGAUUCAAAUUUCCGUUCCUAUGGUAUUAUCGAGCGUGUGGUCUUAUCGCAGAAAAAAAGUCAAUUCGAACAUAGUGGAGUCCUGACAGAUUCAGAUACUCAGAAGCGUGCUAUUCCUGAUGCAUCAAAACUGCAUUACUGUGUAAGAGAAUAUAAAAAAGCAGAUGGUGUAAAUCAUAUUGCAUCGAGUGUUUUAGUCCCUGGAUCUAUUAUUCACCGUCGGAAUCGUAAUGCGCUGGCCAGGGAUCAGAUUAAAUUUUUUAUUCGACAUACAUGUGAAUUAAAACAUGGAGUUUUUACGCCUAAGACUUCAAUUAUGAAACGUUAUAAAUUACAUCCAUAUGGACCUGUGACAUGGACUAAACUGUUUCUACCACCAGAGCCUCGUUGGUCUGAGUUAGUUCCUACACUUCCAUCCACUGUGAAUCGAAAUAUAAUCAAUCAUCCAAAAGAAUCUAAUCGUCCUGUAUGUCAAGGAUUCAAAGUGAUCGACACAUUUAUGGAAGAUAAGUCUGGUGUACGUAGUCAAACAAAGAUACCAGGGAAUAUUUCAGCCUCUGUUACACUGAAUCAUAAUAUAAUUUCAUCAUCAGUAGGAACAACUGCAACUCGUGUACAAUAUUAUGAACCGCAUACACUUCAAUCACAAAAAGUUUUCUUUCAACAGACGCAUACAUUAAUGAGUGGAUCAUAUGUGAUGAAUGGAGCACCUAAUCAUUUAUUAUUACAACAAUCUACCCAUGAUAUUCCUCGUUCAAUAAGAGUUGAAAGAAAUGAACUAGAAAGAGAGUGGAGUUUAGUACGUCGUCGUGAAGACUUAGAAUUACCCGAUUUAAUACCUUUACCGGAAUAUACAAAGUUCCCUACAUUAUUAUCAAUGGAUGAUAUUGGUUCAGUGAUCCAACUGUUAGAAUUUUUCAAUGUCUUUGGUCCAUUUAUUGGUUUUGUUGUUCCGCAUACAAAUUAUAAAUCCUUGGAGUCGUCUUCAUCAUCAUCAUCACACCAUCAUAGUACAACAGUUGAACGUGUCACAUCCACGUCUACCUCGACAACUUUGUCUUCUUCGUCUUGCGCUUCUUCCGCUUGUUCCACUUCAUCAAUAUUAACAUUAUCUAUUUUAGAAAAUAGUCUAUUAGAAUCUGAUCCUUGUGGUCUAUUGGCUGAUUUAUUCAUAAGUAUUUUGUCUGCUAUACGACGAUUUGAACUUGAAGCUAGUUCUCGUCAACCAACUCCAAAUAUGUCUUCCGCAACUGUCGCAGCGGCUUCAGCUGUUGCUGCCGCUGAAGCAGGAUUUGCUGUAAACACACAAAUUUCACAUGUUUCUGGUGCUGGCAUCGAUUACAAUUCCCUGCAUGAUGAAGAUACUGCAAGCCCCGAAGACAGUGCUCUUUUUCGUGUCCUACGUGAGGCGGGUGCUUCAACUCGUCUGUGUGAAUUAGUCGGUAUACCAACUCAAGCGGCGACAAUUGCUGCGGGUAGAGCUGCUGUUGCUGCUUCUGUAGUUUUCAAUACUACAACAACAACUGGGAAUACUAUGAAAGAAGAAACUCAGGUCAAUUUGUCUACAGUUAGUCGAAAUUCAGUUACCCGAGCUGCAACAACAGCAGUUAUCGCUGGAGCUGCAUCUUUACCACCUCUUGAUCGUGCUGGUCUUACAGAAGCUCUCUGGUUACAUAUAACUAGUGCAGCGGCAAAAGGUGGAGGUUGGCGUGGACAGAUUUGGGGUGGUACACGACCACUUGAUGAUCCAUCGGUUAUGUUAGCUCGAAAUAAUGCAGAUCUAGUUGAAAAACUGAAGAAAGUAACAGUUUAUGAAUUAACUCCACACGAGAAAUUAGUCUUACUCACAUGUUUAAUGGAUGAAUUGUUACUUCAACCACAAGUUCGUGAACGUAUGGAAGAUCAAUAUGAACGUGUACGUUUAUUACGUAAUCAAUUACGGACUUUACAAAUGGAUAGAGCUCAGUUAAUGACUUCUAAUCCUGUUAUUGAUGAAGAUAAUAUUAAUAAUAAUAAUAAUCAAGAAGUUUUGUCACAAAUAAAAAAGUUAAAUUCUGCAAAUAAUGAUGGACGUUCUCAUCUUACUACGGCUGCUUCUACUACAACCACUACUCCUACUCCUACUACUACUGCGGCAUCGGUUAACGUGCUUAGAGGUGGACGAGUGAACAGAGGAAGAGGUCGUCCAUUAAGUCGUAAAAAUGUGCAAAUUGAAUCAAUGAAUACACCUUUAGAAACAUUUUUAUCAGAUAAUGAUUAUGCAAUGAUCAAUGGAAGAUUGAGUAAUAAUAAUAAUAAUAAUAAUCGUCAAGAAGUAGAUUCAGCUGCUGCUGCUACCGCUGGUGUCGCUGCCACAUCAGCAUCCUCUUCUGGAACGUCAUCAUCAUGUACUCCUAAUAAUAUUAAUGAAAAACUCAUUGAAUCACUGUUAGAAGAGCAAAAGCUGUUGGAUGCUAUUACACAAGUUUCACGUGGCUGUUCAAUGAUACCACUUGGACAGGAUAGAUUUUAUAGACAAUAUUGGCUAGUCCUAUCAAUACCAUGUAUUCUAAUCGAAGAUUGUCCAUGUGUCGAUAAAAAUCCCUACUAUACACAUGCUACAAUUCGUAAUCGUCAAAUCGCUUACGCUUUUCCUGAUCUUGCUAAAAGAAUGGGACUGUACAGUUCUGAAGAGGCUGGUAAACAUUUACGUGAAGCAAUCAAUUCUGUGAAAGACAGUGAAUUUAUAGAUAGAGAAGAAUUAACCUAUCGUGUUGUAGCAGCACUACCAAAUCCAUCUGUUUCGUCGGCAACCGGUUUACCAAUUGAACAGUUAAGAGCUUUAGUUAAACCGGAACGUGUCAGUACACAGGAUUCAUCUUUGCAUAAUACAUGUCCUGCUGUUAGACAAUUAGCUAAAUUACGCUGUUCCACUGUGAAACAAUCAACACCUCAAACGCUUUGGUCAAUUCUCCUACCUGAUGGAUAUAAAGAGGUGUAUAAGCAAAAGCUAUUGCAUGAUAACAAUGAUAAUAUAAAGAAGCAACAGGCAGUUAAUCCUAUUUCAUCACCUGUUGAAUCUUCUUUACCGCCCACGAUGGAUGGUUCUUUGUCUACUGCAACAACUGUGAAGAAGUCAGAAGAUUGUCCUACCACUACGAUUACAACUACUGAUUCCAGUGGAUCGGAGAGUAAAGAACAUACUACUACUACUACUACUUUGAAUAAUGACAAUCAUCGUAAUGAUAAUUUAUCAGCUGAAAAAAAUCAAUAUAAUAUGCUGAUUGAACAAGCUAAAUGGACUAUUGACUGCUUAGAGGCAUCCUUAAAUCCUCGUGGAGUUCGUGAAUCACGAUUACGUAAAACUAUUGGACAGUUAAGACCAUUACUUAUUAAAGUGAUUGCUAUGUGUCCACCUGAAUUGAUAUAUCCAAUGAUAAAAAGUAACCAGUCAGGAUUCAAUGAAAAGGCAACAGUGGAUGCACCUCAAAGCCCACCUGUUCCUACUACUCAUAAUAAUAAUACGGUUUCUCAAGAAAUGUUCUCCUCUGCACGCAAUAAUACUGAAUCAAUUACUCAGUCUAUCAUGUGUUCAUGGCUAGAAACAGCUCUUGUCGGUAUUGGAUAUCGUUUAGGUCGAUUAGAUUUGAUAAAACGCCUACUGUUCAAUGAAUCGUGUAAAUCUAAAAAAGAAUCGAUUGAGAAUAAAACUAAAACCACUGAACAGAGUGAUGAACAAUUGUGUACAGAAGUCUUGGUAGACAAACCUAAUGAUGAAAAAGAGAAUGCAGCUGUCGCCUCUACAACAACUGAAGAUUGUGCCAUUACUACUACUACUACUGUUACAACUGCUGCUGAUGUUAAAAUGCCUGUUAAGCCUCCUCCUUCUGAAUUAGCAACAUCCUCAUCGAAUCACUGUGUCGAAGAAAAUAUAAAACGUCUUGCAAAAAUACUCCUUCAUCUAGGCCAUGAUGUUAGCCCAAAAGGAAUUGCAGGACCAUUGGCGAAUGAUGAAAGAACUCUACGUAAUGCAGGACCUCUGACUAGCAUUCCAAGUAAACAAUCCAAUGAUGUCGAAAAUACAGUUUCAGAAAUGAUUCCAUCUUCUGAAAGUACUACGACGACUACGCCUACGCCUACUGAUCCAUCUACUGUAAUUUCUUCUAAUACUACAAAUAAUAUACAAUCAAUAAGAACAACAGGUUGGCAGAGAUGGUGUGCUAGUGUUGAACAAGCGAAUACAACUUCACAAUUGCAUUUAUUAGCACGUGCUCUUGAACGUGGAGCUCGUCGAGCUACUCUUGGCGGGAGAGGUGUUUCUUCAGCUAUCGCCAGUUAUGUAUCACAACAUCCUUUGCCAACUUUAAAGUGUACUUCAUGUCGAGGCCCACCUGAUGUUUUUCCUGUACCUACUGCCUCUGGAAAUCUAUCUGCAUUUUCUGUUUGCUCUGGUUGUGCAUGUCCAUACCACUUAGAUUGUCUUCUGAAUUCCAAUAGUCGAAGAAUCAGUGCCCGACGAUCUUCUCGGCCUAGAUUAUCAACUGAUAUUAUCAUAGGCACAAAUAAUCCUGCCUUCAACAAUAUUGAUUUAUCUUUAACUGGCUUCUUGAGUAAUUAUUCCUCUUUAUCGAGUAUUACAUCAGCUCGUAUGGAAGUGACAGGUGGUAGUCUUAUCCUGUGUACAUAUUGUCUGCGUUCAGCUGGUCUCCUGUCGUCGCCAUCAUCAUCAUCAUCAACUACCACAACAACGCCAGCAACACCAACAGAUGAUCAUGUUGGAAUGACAAGUUCAAAUAGUCAAGCAUUUCAAUUAUCUACUACAUUAGUGUAUUCAAACGAUGAUUUUUGUAUUAAAGAGGAUAUUUCACAGAAAGGAAAGCCCACUGGACGGAAACGUCACAAUGACAAUGAUGAUCGAGAUCACGAUAAUGAUGGUGAUGGUGAUGACGAUGAUGAUAAUGAUGAUGAUGGCGGUUCAUCUUCAAAUCAUGAAAAUACUGAUGAAAAUUUAGACAGUAUUCUUGAAAAUACAGAAAAUUCUAAUUCAACUGUGAACAGAUCAAAUCGUCGUAAUGUAAUAAAAACGCUUCAAACCAAUAUACGUACACUGUCAACAGUUGUUACUGUUGGACGCCGCCGUGGCAGACCAAAACGUCUUCAUCAUAAUCGUGGUCGUGGUCGAGGUCGCGGUCGUGGACGUGGACGUCGUUCAACAAUUGGAUCAAUUUCUGAAAAAGUUGGUCGCUGUCAUCAUCAGUCCGAUGAUUGUCAUAGCGAUGAUGAUGAUGGUGGUGAUGAAGAGGAGGAGGGGAAUGACGAGGAUGCCAAUCAUACCGAUGUAAUCGAUGCUAUAUCAUCGAUAAAUAAAUUAUGCGUUACUGUAGAUGUUCAUUAUGAUGAUGAAGUUGAACAACUCCUGAAACCGUAUAAUCAAGAAAAAAAAAGUAAAGAAAAUACUGAAGCCGAUAAUAAUAAUAAUAAUAAUGAUAAUAAUCGAUAUACCUCUAGUCCCCAGAUCACAAAUACCACUGACAGAGGAGGACGACGUUCUACUGGUCGUGGUCGUCCGAGAAAGUUCCCCAAAUCUCUCCCUAGUCCUUCACCAGAUCUGAUCUCUGAUCCAAUUCCACCGAUAUUCAAUAACAAUGAACAAUUGGAUCAAGCUACUGCAGAACGUUUUAUGUCAGAGUUAUGCAUGAGUAGUUCAGCACGUCCACUUCUCCGUUGUGGACUUGGUCGAAGUGCAGCUCUAACCGAAUUGAAUCAAUCCAAUCAUAAUGAUGAUGAUGAUGAUGAUGGUGAUAAUAAUGUUAAUUCACAGAGUAAUUCAGUUGUCAAUUCUGUAAGUGGUGAACGUUCUAGUACAACAACUGGUCAUCGAACACGAUCAACAACAUCGUCGUCGUUAACACCUACUGUUACUGAAGAUCGGAGAUUGUACGCUUUAGAUCUUGUUGGCUUACAAGAGUUAUUAACUCGUGGUGAACUACCUCAGGGUCCAGGACAAGUAAUUCCACAACUCAGACUCCUGUUAUCCCAUUGGUUACGUAGUAAUCGUCCUGGUAGCCGAUUGCAUCAAUGCGCUUCAGAUCUAUUGGACCAAAUGAAUAAAAAGUUGAAAACGCUAAAAUUUAAUACAUCUAGUGUAAAUGGUAUUCACAAUAAUAGUAGUAAUACUAAUUCCAGUAAUAAGAACAAUGAAGACAACAAUAAUAACAGUAAUAGUAAUAAUAAUCCGAGUAAUAACAAUAAUAAUGCUGCAGAUACUGUCAUGGAUCAGGAGUCGACUACAAGUCAUUAUGGAAAGCGUAGACGACAAUAAACAACCACCACCACCUACACCUCGUUCCUCUUCUGCACCCUCCGUGAUGAUGAUGGUGAUAAAAAUCUCCGAUAGUAUUUCUCGUAUAUUUAUAUCUGUGUGUAAUGAAUGUUUCAUAUGUAUGUAUGUAUGUGUGAAUGCGUGAUCUUUUGCUUUUGUUUUAAAUGGAAAAAUGAGAGUUUGGGAAGUUUAUUUCACUCUAUUAUUAUUAUUAUUUCAUUACACUUUUUGUACAGGAAUCAGAUUAUUAUUAUUAUUAUUAUUAUGUGAAUGUGUACAAAUUAACUAUCGUUGUUGUUUUUCUUUUUUUGUUUGUGUGUUCUUCGUUUGUUCAUUGAUAUCCCCCACCCUUGUCCCUCCCCCGUCCCCUUGUUGUGUGUCACACACACACACACACACACAAAGAUACACACAUGCACACAGUCUGUGUAUGUAUGUGUGGUGUUAUUUUACCCAGGCAGUGAAAAAGCCAAUGAUGAUGAAUAAGUAUAGAUUGAUUAUGUAUUAUCAGAUUCUGAUUGACUGGUUUUACACCGCCGCCAUUCUCCCUCCUCUCUUCUCUACCCCUCUCCCACCUUCAUAUAUAUGUACAUGACAACUCCAUGUUCUACUACUUACUUUCUACUUUGAUUUAUCUAUUUUCUAUUUCGUUAUGAUCUUGAUCUUGUCUUCUAUUCAGUGGCCAAUCCUCAUCUCACCUCCCCGUCCCACCCCUCGACUUUCUUCAUUUUUUCCUUAGCCUAUCUGUUUGUGUCUAUUUUGUUUGUUUUUAUAUAUCGAAUUAAAAUAAAUUCUUGUUGUUAUUAUUAUAAUUAAAUUUGUGUAUAAUUCAUUUG
Trichobilharzia regenti is the source of this 7843-nucleotide messenger RNA. NCBI's taxonomy places the organism in Eukaryota, Metazoa, Platyhelminthes, Trematoda, Strigeidida, Schistosomatidae. The record is from the annotation of a GenBank genome assembly.